This is a messenger RNA of Suricata suricatta (meerkat), 3127 nucleotides long. It is a transcript of the gene KLHL31, whose product is annotated as kelch like family member 31. The record is from RefSeq and is a predicted model, not a curated record. Gene Ontology annotation, molecular function: protein binding. The transcript has 7 exons. Gene Ontology annotation, cellular component: nucleus; cytoplasm. Lineage: Eukaryota; Metazoa; Chordata; Mammalia; Carnivora; Herpestidae. Gene Ontology annotation, biological process: negative regulation of protein phosphorylation. The coding region runs from base 864 to 2768 and encodes 634 amino acids.
GGUCGAAACCCGCGGGCCGGGCGCGCUCGGCCCCCUAACUCUGGCUGGGACUCUGGGAGCGUCCGGCCCUCUGAGGAAGCCUGACUCGAAUGGAGCUUGGGGUAACAAUGAAGCAGAGGAGAGGUGGCCUGAGGGGAGCAGAACAACUUUGAUUUUUACUUAACUCCCUCUCGUCUCCUCGCUCCCCUUCCCCAAAACAACUUUCUCUUCCGGGGUCAGGCGGGACCGCCCCCGAAGCGUACCUUGCGCGCUUCGGGCGCCCAGAGCUACGAGAUUUGGUGUGAUUUUGAGGUGCCCUGGCUGCCAGUAGCCCCAGGAGCGAGCGGGUCGCCCUCCGCCCCGCCCCGCGCCGGGGCCCGGCCGUGCCCUCUGGUCCGCGGGCACCGCCUGCAGGCUGUGUAACCUGGGCUCACAUCUUCAGCAAUCCUUGUUUUUAUACAGAGUAAUAGGAAGCCCCUCUCCCCUUGCCACCGAAAGCAGAGGGGUCAGAGAGUUUGUAAGAUUCUCAUAGAUAUGGAUGCACCCCAUCAGGAGUCCAAACGCCAAAACGAAGUAGCUAAGAUUCCAGAAACCCAUUUUGGGCUACCUGUAGUAGAAGGUUGGUUACUGACGGAGAGACUAAGUCUGGAACGAUCAUUCACUUUGGGGAAGCCAACUGCCAUAUUGAACAGCCCAGUGGAGAGGUCCACAUGGCAAAGAAUUGAGGACUACUGACACCAGCCAGCAAGGAACUGAGACUUCUUGCCAAAAUCCAUAUUGCUUCCCAAGAGGAGCCUGCCGCUGAAAACUCACCAUCACACGUCUGUCCUGACGCCACUUCGCACAAGAGGCAAGAUCUUGCCUGUGACAGUGUGUUUGCCAACAUGGCCCCCAAAAAGAAGACUCUAAAAAAGAACAAAGGAGAUAUCAAUGAGAUGACCAUAAUCGUAGAAGAUAGCCCCCUAAACAAACUGAAUGCUUUGAAUGCGCUCCUAGAGGGAAGCAAUGGCCUUACCUGCAUUUCUUCUGAACUAACAGAUGCUUCUUAUGGCCCCAACCUCUUGGAAGGCUUAAGCAGAAUGAGGCAGGAGAACUUCCUUUGCGAUUUAGUCAUUGGCACCAAAACCAAAUCUUUUGAUGUUCACAAGUCAGUGAUGGCUUCAUGCAGUGAAUACUUUUACAACAUCCUAAAAAAAGACCCGUCUACCCAAAGGGUGGAUCUCAAUGAUAUCGCACCGAUGGGCCUGGCUACUGUCAUCGCAUAUGCCUACACUGGAAAGCUGACUCUCUCCUUGUAUACAAUAGGAAGCAUUAUUUCUGCUGCGGUUUAUCUUCAGAUCCACACCCUUGUAAAGAUGUGCAGUGAUUUUCUGAUACGGGAGAUGAGUGUUGAGAAUUGCAUGUACAUUGCUAACAUUGCUGAAACAUACUCUUUGAAAAAUGCAAAAGCAGCAACCCAGAAAUUUAUCCGGGAUAACUUCCUUGAAUUUGCAGAAUCAGAUCAGUUUUUGAAACUUACAUUUGAGCAAAUUAAUGAACUUCUCAUAGAUGAUGACUUACAGUUGCCUUCUGAAAUAGUAGCAUUCCAGAUUGCAAUGAAAUGGUUAGAAUUUGACCAAAAGAGAAUGAAAUAUGCUGCAGAUCUCUUGAGCAAUAUUCGCUUUGGUACCAUCUCUGCACAAGACCUGGUCAAUUAUGUUCAGUCUGUACCAAGAAUGAUGCAAGAUGCUGACUGUCACAAACUUCUUGUAGAUGCUAUGAACUACCACUUACUUCCAUAUCAUCAAAACACAUUGCAGUCUAGGCGCACGAGAAUCCGCGGGGGUUGUCGAGUCCUUGUCACUGUUGGGGGACGUCCGGGCCUCACUGAGAAAUCCCUUAGUAGAGACAUCUUGUACAGAGACCCUGAAAAUGGAUGGAGCAAGCUUACAGAAAUGCCAGCCAAGAGUUUUAAUCAGUGUGUGGCCGUGAUGGAUGGAUUUCUUUACGUGGCCGGUGGCGAAGACCAGAAUGAUGCGAGAAAUCAAGCCAAGCAUGCAGUCAGCAACUUCUGCAGAUACGAUCCCCGCUUCAACACCUGGAUACACCUGGCCAGCAUGAACCAGAAGCGCACGCACUUCAGCCUGAGCGUGUUCAACGGGCUCCUUUACGCCGUGGGCGGCCGCAAUCCCGAAGGCAGCCUGGCCUCGCUGGAGUGCUACGUGCCCUCCACCAAUCAGUGGCAGCCGAAGACGCCCCUGGAGGUGGCGCGCUGCUGCCACGCCAGCGCGGUCAUCGACGGCAGGGUGCUGGUGACCGGCGGGUACAUCGGCAGCGCGUACUCGCGCUCGGUGUGCGCGUACGACCCCGCCGGCGACUCGUGGCAGGAGCUGCCGGGCCUGAGCACGCCGCGGGGCUGGCACUGCGCGGUCACGCUGGGCGACAGGGUGUACGUGAUGGGGGGUAGCCAGCUGGGGGCGCGCGGGGAGCGUGUGGACGUGCUGACCGUAGAGUGCUUCCGCCCCGCGACCGGCCAGUGGAGCUACGCGGCGCCGCUGCUGGUGGGCGUGAGCACGGCGGGCGCCUCGGCGCUGCACGGCCGCGCCUACCUGGUGGGGGGCUGGAACGAGGGCGAGAAGAAGUACAAGAAGUGCAUCCAGUGCUUCAGCCCGGAGCUCAACGAGUGGACGGAGGACGACGAGUUGCCCGAGGCCACCGUGGGCGUGUCCUGCUGCACCCUCUCGAUGCCCAACAGCGUGACCCGGGAAUCCCGAGCCAGCUCGGUGUCCUCGGUGCCAGUCAGUAUCUGAACCCAGUUGGUUUUCAUGGGGAUUCACUUCAGCAAAACACAACAAGAAAAGAAAUGACAAAGAAUUGAAGAGCUGUUUCAAUUGCUUGAAGACUGGCCAAGGAAAAAUGUAUUUUUAUACAUCGAUAGCGAUUUGUUUUGUAGCUCAGACAAAAGCCUAUGUUUGGUCUCCCUCAGCCCUGACCACUUGGAGUCACAGACGAAGCGUGGUGGUUUCUAGUCUCCUUCCUGCCCUGACCACAGCCGACCUGGCAUGGACUCUGGUUCCUCAUCAUUUGUGAUGAAACUACGAGUUAGAAAAUGAAACUGUAUUGUUACCAGCAAACCCGCAGAGCCUGACUCUUCCACCUCACCUUCCAA